UACAUCUCUACCCCAACCACUUUAUUCCCUUUCACUAUCUUCCCCAAUUUCAAAUGAUCAGAUUACAGAUUCUUCAUUUUCCUCUUUACCUUCUCCAAUUUUUGAUUAGGGUUUCACAUUACAGAGAGAAAUGGGUCAGAUCCAAUACUCUGAGAAAUACUUCGAUGACACUUUCGAAUACAGGCACGUUGUUCUUCCCCCUGAAGUCGCUAAGCUUCUUCCAAAGAAUCGUCUUCUCUCCGAAAACGAAUGGCGAGCGAUAGGAGUGCAGCAAAGCCGUGGAUGGGUACAUUACGCGAUUCAUAGGCCUGAGCCGCAUAUAAUGCUAUUCAGGAGGCCUCUUAACUACCAGCAGCAGCAGGAGAAUCAGGCUCAAAACAUGCUCGUUAAGUGAAUCGUCGAGUGCGUGUUUACAGUAAGUAAGAAUAUUAUGCAACAAUUCUAUGAAUAUCGAUUUAUGUUUCUUGUAAACAUGGUUUGAACCUUUGUGGUCAUGGAUGAAUAUGUGACUUGGUGGUGGAACAACUUCUAUGUUAUGUUAGUCUGGUUCUAGUGGCAUCUCCUGCUUCUCUGCUUUGUAUUUACUUAUUUCUCACACAUUUCAUGGUUGUUUACUCUUAUCCAAACAUGUGUUUGGUUUUAGAUAUUUUGUUAAAUGGUCACUGGAUAGUCAUGA
Arabidopsis lyrata subsp. lyrata is the source of this 676-nucleotide messenger RNA. RefSeq names its product cyclin-dependent kinases regulatory subunit 1. Gene Ontology annotation, biological process: regulation of mitotic cell cycle. The coding region runs from base 131 to 394 and encodes 87 amino acids. Gene Ontology annotation, molecular function: protein kinase binding; histone binding; ubiquitin binding. The transcript has 3 exons. Gene Ontology annotation, cellular component: SCF ubiquitin ligase complex; cyclin-dependent protein kinase holoenzyme complex. The record is from RefSeq and is a predicted model, not a curated record. NCBI's taxonomy places the organism in Eukaryota, Viridiplantae, Streptophyta, Magnoliopsida, Brassicales, Brassicaceae.